UUAAUAAAAAAGAUGAAGCUUCUAUGGCCAUUAUAUUUUCACAGUUAUAAUUUAUUUACUCACCCCUUUAUCCAAGAGAGAACGCCAACAAGAUGAUAAUACAUCUUCUUGCUUGUCACGCACAUUUUGCUUUCUGCAAUAUACACGACAAUGCAAUUUGCAUUUGGAGACUUUCAAGAGCGUCUUGAGCAUUGUAUUAAUGCCUCAUACAAGUCGGAUCGCUCUUCUAGAUGAUAAGAGACAGUGCUCAUUUGUUCCUGGACAUGGAAUGUUCGAACGGAUAUAACGAUUUAGAAUGGGCGAUUGGUCUAAAUCGUCUUAUGUUGAAAAUCAUCGGUUUGUGGCCACCGGACAGUCGAGACCCUCAUGAAACCAUAAAAUCGAAAAUACGGUUACUGUGCAGCGUUGUCAUCUUACUUUUCGUACUGGCAAUACCAAUUUUCUUAUCAUUGAUAAAAGUGUGGGGAGAUAUGAUUCUAAUGGUAGAUAAUUUGAUAUACAAUCUACCCGUGUCGAUUGCUCUAUUCAAAAUUUACAUUAUAUGGUACAAACAAGAAGCUUUAAUGCCUUUGAUUGAUAUGAUCGCGAGAGACUGGAUGAAACCAAAGAUAAAAGAGGAGCGAAACGUUAUGCUAAGGCUCGCAAGGAUCAGUCGUAUGAUCGCUAUUAGUGGAUGGCUCGUGCCAUUCUUUCUAGCGAUAAUUAGUUUCGUCCUUACAUGUUUUGGAAUAACUACCAGAUCCGUGACGAAUCUGACGGACCCUGGAAAACCCUUAAUGGUACAAGCAUAUUAUUUACACAACAUCUCCAAGAGUCCGCAGUUCGAAUUGAUACUUCUGGCCCAAGGAAUUGCUCUUUUUAUCACGGGUAUCUCUUAUUAUGCAAUCGACCACUUUUUUGGAUUAUUAGUCUUGCAUGUACAUGGUCAAAUGGAGAACCUGCACAUCCGAUUGGUACAUAUGGAACGAUAUACAAACUUUGAUGCAGUUUUAAAAUACAAUAUCCAGGACCACAUCCGCUUAAUCAGAUCCAUUGAAAUGAUCGAUAAUUCAUUCCAUUUAUUGCUGCUUGGCAUAAUAUUAUAUUUCGGCAUAAUAUUCUGCCUACUAGGAUUUUUCAUAGUUAACGUUCUUAAUGAUGACGGUCAAUUGUCUGUUAUGCAAUUAAUUUGGUUCGUUGCAGUGACUAUAUGCGUUUUGUUGCAUAUGUGCCUUUACUGUGCCGUUGGUGAAAUUCUUGUGACACAAUGUGAAAAGAUUCAUAGCGCCACAUACGAAUACACGUGGUACACUUUAGAUCCAAAAGCGGCGAGGAACUUAAUUUUUAUCAUGCUGCGUGCAAGCAAACCGCUUUACAUCACGGCUGGAAAGAUAUUUCCAAUGACAAUGGCAACGUUUUGCAACUUAUUGAAAACAUCGGCAGGUUAUAUAUCAGUCUUGCUUGCUAAUCAAGAUUAACGACAAUGUUAUGAACUCUGAGCUAAAACUUCAACAAUCAUUUAGUAAACUUAAUUAUCAAUUAAUGCAAUAAGACAAUUACAUUACAUAUAUACAUAUACAUAUUCUUCAACAAAACGUACAUACGUAUUCACCACUGAUUUAUUGUAUUGUACAAUAACAUGUACAAUAACAUUGUACAAUAACAAUGAAAAAAAUUAC
Messenger RNA from Harpegnathos saltator (Jerdon's jumping ant), 1658 nucleotides. Its product is annotated as odorant receptor 43a-like. The record is from RefSeq and is a predicted model, not a curated record. Gene Ontology annotation, molecular function: odorant binding; olfactory receptor activity. NCBI's taxonomy places the organism in Eukaryota, Metazoa, Arthropoda, Insecta, Hymenoptera, Formicidae. The transcript has 7 exons. Gene Ontology annotation, cellular component: plasma membrane. The coding region runs from base 231 to 1457 and encodes 408 amino acids. Gene Ontology annotation, biological process: sensory perception of smell; detection of chemical stimulus involved in sensory perception of smell.